Molecule: messenger RNA, 1252 nt
Organism: Galendromus occidentalis (western predatory mite)
Lineage: Eukaryota; Metazoa; Arthropoda; Arachnida; Mesostigmata; Phytoseiidae
Product: serine/threonine-protein phosphatase 2A regulatory subunit B'' subunit gamma
Exons: 7
Coding region: 23-1252 (409 amino acids)
Biological process (GO): regulation of dephosphorylation; B cell homeostasis; cortical cytoskeleton organization
Cellular component (GO): spindle; centrosome
Source: RefSeq, a predicted model, not a curated record
UCUAUUCGUCCGUCCUCCAUACAUGGCACAACACGUACCGCCCUUAGUGGCAUCAACGGACCCGGAGAUCCCGACAUUCCACUGGGGCAUCCCGUCGCAGGACGACAGCAUCGGAAACCUGCUCCGAGAUGAGGCGCGGACUUUGUUGCUGGAACGGAAAAAUGACGAAAUACCCGAUGCUGAAGCCGUUGAGCAGAUGUGGCGACUCCUCGAAGAGCACGCCGUUGACGAGAACCUCAUGAUCGACUACCGGGGAUUCAAAAAGGUGCGACAGCUACUCGGGCCGAAGUACAAGGAAUUCUUCAAUGGCAGCGUUUUCUUCAAACUGCUCCAAGACCACCCUCUGGGCUACAUGUCGAUAAGAAACUUCUACAAUUAUGUGAAUCGCCGACGUUGGCUCCUGCAGACCAGAGUUGGUCUGGCUCUCUACGACGCUAACGGUCAAGGUUACCUGAAAGAAACCGACCUGGAAAACUACAUCAACGGCCUCAUACCGACAUUGAAUCAGCUCAAAGGACUCGAGACCGCUUUCCAUUCAUUCUACUGCUGCACUGCGGUGCGCAAAUUCAUAUUUUUCCUCGAUCCCUAUCGAACAGAUAGGGUCAGGAUCGACGAGAUCAUUCUAUCCUCAUUCCUCGACGAUCUUCUGGAGCUUCGCGAAGACAUGCCGAGAGCCGCUCUAGAAGCGAAUUGGUUCAGCGCGAUCUCCGCUAGGAAAGUUUAUAGCAGGUUCCUGGACUUGGACACCGAUAAGAACGGCAUGCUCUCACGCCAGGAGAUGUAUUGCUACGGUGAAGGAACAUUCACGAAAGUCUUCAUUGAUCGGAUCUUUCAAGAAUGUAUCACGUAUCAGGGGGAAAUGGAUUACAAAACUUAUUUGGACCUGAUUUUGGCUCUCGAGAACCGAAGUCAGCCUGCGUCGAUACACUUCUUCUUCAAGAUAUUCGAUUUAGACCAUAAGAACUAUCUGGACAACACCUCCAUGAGAUUCUUUCUCAAGGCCAUUCUGGAGAUAGUGAACGACCCAGCUCUGAAAGUAGAAGACAUAUUGGACGAAAUUCAUGACAUCGUGAAGCCGGCAACUCCCGGUCGAAUCACAUUGAAGGACCUCCUGCGGUGCGGUCAGGGCGGCCUCGUUGUUUCGAUGAUGGCAGAUGUCAAUGGUUUCAUGAAAUAUGACGACAGACAAUUCGAGCAGGAGGAAGAGCGUCAGGAGGCGGACGCGCUGUCGGACCAACCGAACAGUAUUUGA